AAAAAAAAGUUGCUCUUGAGAUUGUGGUAUGGUUUACGUAAUUCUUGAACUUCUCCGUGGAGGAGAUCGAUGAAAACUUGGUCAUUUGAAAUUCCCCAAACCUAGAGACCAGACAGCGCGGGCUUGGCACAAGGUAAGUUCCCGAUCUCAAGCUGAAUUUCAGUGGAUGGUGUAGGCUGGGCUCGGGGCGACGGGAAAUUAAGGGGGCCAAGCAAAACUCAGUCCAAUGACGAACUUGCCCACUUCAUGCCCGUCGGUGCUGGUAGUCCUGCCUCGGCGUUCAUCAGCCUUCCGCGCCUACCUGGCGCCGCAGCACACCUGCCGGCGGUCGGCUCCCAGUGUGGUGGUAACCCUCAGCUGAAAUAGGGCCUUUGCAGGGUGGAGGCAACACGCUGCAGCCAGGACCUGUCACAUUUCUCUCAGCUCCACAGUGGGACCAGGGCACCUGUGUACAGGCUGUGAGAGCGGGUAACAGAGUGGUAGGGAGAGCAGACCGAACACACGGACACAAGGACGCCUUGGGAGACACUUUUUCCUCUUGAGUCAAGGGGAUUGCAGCUGCGCGUCAGUAGAGAUUGUGGUUAAAGGUUCUUCAGUGCACAGAGUUUGGAUCUGUUUGGAAAAAAAAAAAAAAAAAAAAAUCACAAUGGAUAAGGAUGCUCUUCUGGACUAUGAGUACCCAGACCUGGACCCUGUGCCAUCCAAAAUUGAAGCAGAAAUAAUCCCUCCAUGUGACCCUACCGCUGAUGACAGGCUCUACCAUAUAUGCAUCACCGCAAUAUCUCUUGUUGUCAUGCUGAUCCUAGCAAUCUUAGCCAGACGCACGAAGGUGGGCGACAGACAGAAAGGACUCCCAGGUUUACUCAGUCCAGUCAACUUCCUGGACCAUACACAGCACAAGGGCCUGGCAGUGGCUGUGUUUGGAGUGCUCUUGUGCAAACUAUGGGGCCUGGUCAUAUCGCCAAACCCCCUGCCCUUCACGGCAGACUCCGGGAACAAACAGAACUGGGUGAUCCUGGGACUCUUCUACUACCCCGCACUAUACUACCCUCUCCUGGCAUGUGGCACCUUACAUAAUAAAGUUGGCUACGUACUUGGCAGCCUGUUGUCGUGGACACACUUUGGUGUUCUGGUCUGGCAGAAAAUUGACUGUCCCAAAACACCUCUGAUACACAAACACUACUCCCUUUUCUCCAGCCUGCCCCAGAUAGCUUGCUUGGCAUUCCUUAGUUUCCAGUAUCCCCUUCUUCUAUUCAAGGGCCUAAAGGGAACUGAAAAGAACAAUGCUACAGAGGAUCUAAGCAGCAGCUACUAUAAAGACUAUGUGAAGAAAAUGCUCAAGAAGAAGAAGCCCACCAAAAUCAGCACAUCGAGCACAGAGACGCCCAAGCUCCCUCAAAGAAUAAUUGAUGCUGUGAAGUCAUACAUUUAUACACCAGAGGAAGCUUUCCGUUUUCCACUGAAGUUGGCUAUAUCUGGUGUAGUGUCGUUCAUAACACUGUAUCAGGUGGGUCUUCUACUGAUCUCGGUGGUGGUACCUCCUCUUCAGACUGCCCGUUUGGGAGUCGAUGAGGACAUCGCCAACCUUUUAGCUGGCUUCAAGAUUAUGCUGUCUCCAGACAAACAUGAAGUGGUCAGAAUCGUGGUUUAUUAUAUGUGGUGUGUGGAAGUGUGCUAUAUCUCGGCGAUGACCCUAUCUGGCUUGGUCAACCUGGCUUUGCUCAUGCGGUCUAUGGUUCUGCAUCGGUCAAACCUGAAGGGGCUGUACAGAGGAGAUAUCUAUAAUGUUUACAACUGCCAAAGAAGUAUCAGGGCUUCCCGGCCAGCACUGGUCUGCUGGAUGGGAUACACCAGCUUUACAGCUGCUCACAUCUGCAUCGGCAUGAUCGUCCAGACCAUGGUGUUCUUCCUCUGCCUUCUGAUCGCUGUCUUCCUCAUUAUCAUGCCUGUCCUGCACAGACAGAAUCUGAUUCUCUUUCAGAUCCUGUGGAGCAUGUGGCCCUUCUGGCUGAUGAUUUUCUUGGCUGUGUUGAUUCAACAUAUCACUGCCAGGUUUUGCUUCAUCAAAAAAACAGCAGGCACUCGAGACCUGGACAACAGGGGUAAUCUGUUCCUGCUGACGUACCUGCUUUUUCCAGUCAAUGUUCUGAUCGGGGUGCUACUGGCGCUCUGGCGCAUGAUCAUCACAGCCCUGUUCAACAUUGUUCACAUGGGACGCAUGGAUAUCAGUCUUCUUAACCGCAAUGUGGAGGCAUUUGACCCAGCCUACCGCUGCUAUGCUCAUUAUCUGAAGAUUGAGGUGAGCCAGUCUCACCCUGUGAUGAAGGCCUUCUGCGGGAUGUUGCUGCAGUCUGUGGGCCAGGAGAGCAAUGCUGCACAGAGGUCACGGGAUGCUGAAGAGGGGAUCCAGCUGGUCCAGCAGGAGAAGAAACAGCACAGAGUGUCCAGCGCCAAGAGGGCCCGCAGGCACUGGCAGCUCCUCUACACCCUGGUCAACAACCCCUCCCUGGUGGGCACCAGGAAGCACUUCCAAUGUCAGACCGCAGAGAGCUUUCUGAAUGGAAGCCUCAACCGUGGCGCCAAGGAGGGGAGCAAAAAGGAGGCAGCAACCAAGGAGGCUGCUGCCAGCAACUGAACAUGAAUGUGACCCUGAUUAAGGAUUGGCUGCAAAGUCUCUCUUGGGUUUGGGCAGAUUCUGCUGUCAUAUUAUUUGUCCAAACCUGCUGUAGGUGUCUGCAUUUGGUGAAAUAAGUGCACUUUUAGCUCAGUGUCUCGUGUAGAGAUAUUCAACAAGCCUUUUUCUGUUUGUCAGGAGAUUGCGUGUUUACUUUGUGUUCUUCAUGUUCCCCCGGUUGUGUAAGCCUGAGAGCCACAGUCUCCAGUCAGAUGGGAAAGCUUGUGUGGCACCGCUCUCCCAUCGAAACACACUCAUCAUGUCUCAUUUUCAACGCAUUUUAUGUGCUUGUUUUGGGACAUCACUCGUGUUAUAUUUCAACCUAUAGGUUAAUCACAUGUUUUCCAACAUGUUGUUAUUAUCUUAUAGUGAAAAUAAUGCAAAAUGGUGGUUGCCCAAACCAAACACACAGAUGUGCAAUCCACUGAAGCAUCCCUUUAAAGAGGGUAUUUAUAUGUACAACUUUUCACUAUUUAUGACUUUACAGAAUGAACUGUUUUCAUAGACUGGGUAAUAAAUCUUCUUUUUUCAAGUGUA
Molecule: messenger RNA, 3211 nt
Organism: Xiphias gladius (swordfish)
Lineage: Eukaryota; Metazoa; Chordata; Actinopteri; Istiophoriformes; Xiphiidae
Gene: stra6
Product: signaling receptor and transporter of retinol STRA6
Exons: 18
Coding region: 647-2635 (662 amino acids)
Biological process (GO): vitamin A import into cell
Cellular component (GO): plasma membrane
Molecular function (GO): retinol transmembrane transporter activity; signaling receptor activity
Source: RefSeq, a predicted model, not a curated record